CACAAUCUCACGGCUUCUCAUAGGGUGCAGCCAUGGUCACUAGGUCGACAAUCCCACUGUACCGUAUUCCGAACCCCAACCACUCCAACUGCACUUGACAAAGAUUCAGUGGAACCCGGCCAAACUGCGCCUUGUGAUGGCGGUGUCGAAGAGAUGUACUACGUAGUGCACUUCGACUCGUAACACCUCCUAUCGUAUAGCCUCGCCGCUGGACACUUCACCUUUGCUCUCAAGCGCAGUCAGUCCGACUCAUGGCUCAGCAGCGAAAAGUCCUAGAGCCAUGGUCAAGGAUGCGAGAAAGUCAUUGCAGCUGCCCAAGCAGCAGCUGCUCAUCCUUGCGGUAUGUCGGUUCGCGGAACCAGUGGCAAUGACCUCUGUCUAUCCCUACAUCCCUGAGAUGAUACAGUCCUUCCACGUUCCAGACGACGACGUCGCCAGGUGGGCCGGCCUCAUAUCUGCCAUCUUCUCCCUUUCUCAAUGCUUGACAGGCAUCGCCUGGGGAAGGGCAUCGGAUCGUUUCGGUCGGAAACCCAUCAUCCUCCUCGCCCUGACGUGCACAAUGCUCUCGAGUAUCUUGUUCGGCUUCUCUAAGAAUUUGGCUUGGGCUUUCGUUGCACGGUCAUUGCAAGGGUUGUCGAACGGCAAUGUGGGCAUAAUACGGACUGCCGUUGCAGAACUGGUUCCGCAGAAAGAGUUGCAACCUCGAGCAUUCAGCAUCAUGCCGUUGGUCUGGAACAUUGGCAGCAUAUUCGGUCCGUCUUUUGGUGGUUCGCUGGUCCACCCUGCGGAGAGGUAUCCGCGUCUCUUCGGGAAGAUCAGGUUCCUCAAGGAAUAUCCAUUUGCUUUGCCAAAUUUGCUCAUUAGCCUGCUAUUCCUACUUGGCAUCGCGGCUGGAUUUUUGUACUUCCACGAGACUCUGGAAGAGAAAAAGUCGCACAAGGACUACGGACUCGUGUUGGGCCAAUGUCUCCUCAAACCAUGUUCUCGGGAUCGCAACCGGCACCGAAGGGCGUGGUCAACCGACGACGAGGCAGAUCCUUUUCUCCCCGGCAUCUCGAGCGAAAUGUCCUCCCCGGUUGCCAAGCACGAUGCUCGGCCUACCAAGCAACAUUCAGGGUGGUCGGAGGUGUUUUCGAGGCAAUCCAACAUCAACUUGGUCGUUUACACCCUCUUGGCCAUGCAUUCGGUUGCUUUCGACCAGUUGUUGCCCAUCUUCAUGCAUUUUCCCGUACAAUCGAGGCGGGAGACGUGGCGACAUUCGCCCCUCAAGUUCUCCGGCGGAUUUGGCAUUGAUUCAAACAGAAUCGGCUUACUUUUCACCGUCUACGGCGUCUUCGGCAUGCUCAUUCAGUUCUUCGUUUUCCCCCCAUUCGCAAGGAAGUAUGGCGUCCUAAAUUGUCUCAAGGCUUGUGCGUUGACCUUUCCGUUGGUCUAUGUGGCGGUACCUUUCACUGCUCUUCUACAGAGUGACUCUUCCAGACAGGGGGUAAUGAUGGUCUUGAUGCUGAUCAAAGGAUUCGCCGGCAUUUUUGCUUUCCCAUGCUCGACAAUCCUGCUUACCAACAGUGCGGCGAGUCUCAAGAUCCUCGGCACUCUGAAUGGCGUUGCCACCAGCGUCUCUGCCAUCGGGAGGGCGGCGGGUCCAGCACUCUCGGGCGCCAUGUUCUCGAUAGGCGUCGACAUUGAAUAUGUCGUUGUUCCCUGGUGGACGCUGGCCUUGGUCGCCGUGGUAGGCUCGGUGCCGAUCUGGAUGCUUGUGGAGCUCGAAGGUUUCAGCAGUUCCCAGGACGAUGACGAUGACGAUGAUGACGACGACGACGAAGAUGUUGAUGGUUACGAUGUCAAUGAUGGCGAUGGCGAUGAUGACUUUGGCACGAAUAUUCGAUCGGCGGCGAAUGGGUCUGUCGCGAGAGCUUCUGCCACACCGACCAGUGCUGCUCAGUCAAGGAGGUCUACGAUAACCGGAUCGUUUUCGGAUGUUUUUGUAGAGGACGACGACGACGAUGCCGCUUCCGACACCAGGCUUCUGUCCACUACGACGUCGCGGGAAACGCAUCUCGAGCCUGGUGGUCGCCACGGUCCGCGUCUACACCGCGUUGCCAGCCCCAUCGGUCUUGGGCCCGGUGGGGUGAUUCCUGUCGGGGCGCGCAGGUACAGCAGUGAUCUCGGAGCCACCAGGAGUGGGUUGGGUGCCGGUGGCACGAGUUACUAUUGAUUGAUAAGAUGGCUGGUCGUCGUACUAGUACCCUAACACGUCACGCUGUGUACUUGAGCGUCCUUUUGCUUGACGUGUGACGCUGUCGACGACACGCUUCGCCGUCAAGGUCAUAAGCCUAAUUCAGCAGGUCACUGUCAUACAUCACCAGCAUCUUUCAUGGUUCCGCGCCACCUUCUGCCCGCAACAAUAGAAAUAGACCGAGAUAACAAGAUGCAAACGAUAGCGACGAGACAUGGAGACAUUUGUUUUCUCAGGUCUUAGCACGUAGUUGUCAAGAAAAUGUAGUCGAGCUCUCUAUUCGAGUUUGAGACCCAAAAUUCAUAUACCUCAUAAUU
This is a messenger RNA of Exophiala oligosperma, 2553 nucleotides long. RefSeq lists its product as uncharacterized. NCBI's taxonomy places the organism in Eukaryota, Fungi, Ascomycota, Eurotiomycetes, Chaetothyriales, Herpotrichiellaceae. The record is from RefSeq and is a predicted model, not a curated record. The transcript is spliced from 2 exons. The coding region runs from base 281 to 2215 and encodes 644 amino acids. Gene Ontology annotation, molecular function: transmembrane transporter activity. Gene Ontology annotation, biological process: transmembrane transport.